AAGGGGGCGGGUGGGGGGUGGGGGAUCUGGAGUGGCCCGCGGCCUGGAGACUGGGAGGACCAGGAGCUGCGCCAGACGACCCAUCUCGCCACAACUUGCCCUAGCGAGACACGUUACAUCCUGCGCCCUGCAAGAAGGAACCGGCCCGCCUCUUACAGCUCCGCUGCUGCUCGGCCUCCGCGGGCCCUGCCUGCGCCAGCAGCACCCUUCCCUGGGAUCUGGGUCCCCUGUGUCGCCCCCGUCCGCCUGCAGCGCCCGGGCUCCGCCAGGAGCGCGCAGCUGGGGUACUGGGGGAUAUAUUGGUGAGCAGGAGAGACCACGGCCCUUGCUCCUGCAGACCCUGCAACCCAGUGGAUGGAGCCCAGAGUCCACAGACCUACCAGGAAAGAAAACAAUUUUCCUGAUGGUGGGUCCAAGCCGGGACUCCCCGGUGGAUUGAGGAAAGUCUGGCUUUUCCUCAGUUUACAGAUCUCUGUGGUAACCACUGGUGACCCCCAGAAGGCCCAAGAAUGAGAGGCCUGAGGUCUACGAGUUGCUGCUAAAAAUAUUUUAGCUUCUACAGAAAACAGAAUGCAGCGCCCGGCCAAGUUUGUAAGGGCCCUGGGCGCACGCUGACCUCGCGGAGUGCCCUUUGCUGGGUUCGGACCUGGGCGCUGCCAUAGCAACGUCCUGGACGCCCAGACCUUAGGCCGCCGCCGCCGCCGCCGCCGGGUACCUGGCCUCAUCCAGCUCCCGAGGGGUGUGGCGGCGGCGGCCUUCGAGGCGGACCCGACCGGUAGACUAGACCGCCCCGCUUCUGCGGUCCAAGCAGAGCGGCGGAUUGGCUUGCAAGCAUGCCCUUCCAGAAGCACGUCUACUACCCGCUCGGCGGCUGCCCGGAGGGUCCCGACAUCCCCGUGGCCGCUGGCGGCGCCUCGUCCAUGGCCUUUAUCCCCCCCAGCGCGGCUUCGGGCCCCAUGCCUUUCUUCCAGUUUCGGCCGCGGCUGGAGAGCGUGGACUGGAGGCGGCUGAGCGCCAUCGACGUGGACAAGGUGGCCGGGGCAGUGGACGUGCUGACGCUGCAGGAGAACAUCAUGAACAUCACCUUCUGCAAGCUGGAGGAUGAGAAGUGCCCGCACUGCCAGUCCGGCGUGGACCCAGUGCUGCUGAAGCUCAUCCGCCUGGCGCAGCUCACCAUCGAGUACCUGCUGCAUUCGCAGGAGUUCCUCACCGCGCAGCUGCACGCCCUGGAGGAGCGACUGCACCUGAGCCGCGGGGAGGGCGAGCAGAGCAAGAAGCUGAUCGCCAAGCAGGCGGGGGAGCUCAAACUGCUCAAGGAGGAGUGCAGACGCAGGAAGAAGAUGAUCUCCACCCAGCAGCUGAUGAUCGAGGCCAAAGCCAGCUAUUACCAGUGCCAUUUCUGUGACAAGGCCUUUAUGAACCAAGCUUUCCUACAAAGUCACAUUCAGCGGCGCCACCCUGAAGAUUCUCACUUUGCAGAGUAUAAGAAAAAGGCGCAGACUGACAAGCUCCAGAAUGAGAUUGACUUGCUGAAGGAGCAGCUGCAGGUCACCCAGUCCCAGUUAGAGGCGGCCCAGCACGCCCAUGCAGUCAGACUGUCCAAGGAAUAUGAAAUGCAGAAAACAAAAGAGGAAGACUUUCUGAAGUUAUUUGAUAGAUGGAAAGAAGAAGAAAAGGAGAAACUGUUCGAUGAAAUGGAAAAGGUCAAGGAGAUGUUUAUGAAGGAGUUUAAAGAACUAACUUCUAAGAAUUCAGCUUUAGAAUACCAACUGUCAGAAAUCCAGAAGUCCAAUCUGCAGAUCAAGUCCAACAUAGGCACAUUGAAAGAUGCACAUGAAUUUAAAGAAGACCGUUCUCCAUAUCCCCAGGAUUUCCAAAAUGUGAUGCAGCUUCUUGAUAAUCAGGAAAGCAAGUGGACAGCACGAGUUCAAGCUCUUCAACAGGAACACAAGAAAGAAAAAGAUCGGCUCCUGUCACAUAUAGAGAAACUUCGAACCUCAAUGAUAGAUGAUCUAAAUGCAAGUAAUGUUUUCUACAAGAAGAGGAUUGAAGAGCUAGGGCAGAGACUCCAGGAGCAGAAUGAGCUCAUCAUAACUCAGAGACAGCAGAUUAAAGAGUUUACCAGCAAACCGUUAAAUGGCACCAGUGAACCCAAAGGGAAGGCUUUAGCCUGGCAAACUUUUGACUCUAAGCCAACUGCCCCAGCUAUACCAAUGAACGCUCCAGCCCCACAGACCUUGGAAGCUAAAUCAAGUCUCACAAUGGCACAUGAACAGGCAUUCUCAUCGCACAUACUAGAGCCAAUUGAAGAACUUUCAGAGGAAGAAAAAGGAAGGGAAAAUGAACAGAAAUUAAGUAACAACAAAGUGAAUUUAAGGAAAGCUUUGAAGAGUAACCCCACCCUCACUAAGGAAAUAAGAACAAUCUUGGAACAGACCUUGGUGGAGAAACUAGAAACCUUGGGGAUUAAUGCGGAUAUACGUGGUAUUCCAAGUGAUCACUUGAAUAAGGUGCUGAGAAAUGUGGAGUUGGCCAGAUAUGAGCUAGAAAGACAAAUACCUAACAUUCAACAAAUUCGAGAAUUCCUUGAACAUCAGGUCAGCUGUAAAAUUGAGAAAACAUUACUCUCUUCAGAUAAGUUCAAUGUUUCUCAAAUGGAUAACCUUUCAAAUGGAGAAGUACCCAAAGGGAUACAACUUCCUCCCAAAAGCAGACAGUUGAUUAGACAAAGACCUGUUUUUACAGAUAAGACAUCUGUUCCAAAAAUUAAGAAAAAUUUCACAGAAGAUCAUUUUCCCAGAAAGUCUUCAAUUAUUACGACACCUCCCUUCAGUUCAGAGGAGGAGCUGGAGGAUGACAACCUCGUCCAGACCUACGUGUGCCCAGACCUGCUUCCUGUGCCACCACCUCACACCUUGGUAAAGAACGUCGUUAAGAGUGACAUGGAUUGGACCGAGGAAAGUGAAACAGAGGACUCAGAUGCUUCUCCUAAGCCCACCGGAACCUCUAUUAAAACACUAACUGAAAAAGUUGAAAAGACGGGUCUACUUCACAGAAAUGUGAAUAAACCAGUUGGUGGGGUUAAUGUUGCUGAGGUCUUUAUCAAAAAGGAGGAAUCACAGGAAGAACUAAAGUGCGCAGACGUAGAUGACGAUGACUGGGACAUAUCGUCCUUAGAGGAAGAAAAAUCUGUGGGGAAAAAAACUGGGAAAGAACAGAAGGAACCUCCACCACCUGUGAAGCAUGAGUCAAAUUUCAGUCAAGUGCCAAGUGCCUGGGGUGCAUUUGUCCCUAAGGUGCCAAAGGGAGAAGGUUCGCCACUUUCAUUCUGAUUACUUGUGUUUCAUCUCCAUAAAUAUCUAAUUAUGGACUUCAAGAUAAUGAAGUAAGCACAUUAAAAAGUAGCCUAGUCACUGUGACUGAUUGGAGUGACUCUUCAGAUGUAUAAUUACAAUUACGCACAUCAGAAGGUUCUUCCAGAAGCCAACACUAUUUCAGCAUCACGUACUUCAGUAAUCUGCCUGCGCGGUUCCAAGGCUCCUGCUACGAUAACAAGGAAGGUGAUUCAAAGAAUAAGGGUCUCUUCAAUGGCACCUAAUAACAGUAUUGAAAAACAAAUUGUCAACAGUAUUUUGAAGCAUACAAAGGCGUUUAAGACUUCCACUGCUUACAAAUAACCUGUCAUUGAAGUCAUAAAAAGUUUUUUCUUCAGAACAGUACAGUGUUAAGUGUUUUUUAUUUUUCAAGUAAUUUUCAAUUGAUUUUUUUAACAUACAGCAGAGUUUGAUUUGAAUUAUUAAAACGUUCAAAAUAUUUGUUCUCAUGUAUAUUGUAACAUUGGAAGUGUUUUUCAUUUUAAAAUGCCAUUAGUAUCCUUAAAAUUCAGUUAGUGGACUCAGUGAAAUCUUAAGCGUUAGACUGGUUAUUUUUCACGUAGAAGUUUAGAAUUAUAUACUACAGGUAGGUCCACGUUAAAUACAUUUUCCUGAAGUACCUUUAUCAAUUUCAGCUUUAACCCACUGUUAGUAUGUUGCUAUUAAAGUUGUUUUCUGUAGCAUAAUCUUUAUCUUGACUCUUUCAUGAAUAAAAUCUAGCUAUUUUAAAUGCCAGUUUACCAGAAUUUGAAUAGAAAAGAUUGAGUAAUUACUGAAUUUUUAUUUGUGUGUAGGAUUUUUUUUUACUUCUUAAAAAUACCCAACUCAUAUUAUAAAAUACCUCAAAACCCAUUUAGCUAUAUUCUUGAGCAAUGACAUUGUCAAAGGUCGAAAAAGUAGUAUAAACUGGUUUUUGCAUUUUUAAAAUACUUUGUGGUACUAUCUGUACUCUGUUUCCAGGAAAAAGUAACAUUUUAUCUAAACUUGUUGGAUUUGGGGUCUCUUUCCAUUUGUUAACCUUUUUAGUAAAGCCCUCCCAUCACAUCAUUGUGGCUGUGGCUGAGUUAUUAGAGAUGAGUUCUGUGUUAAAUGCCCCUAAUUAGGGGGUCUACUAAGGGAGAUGCUUCCCUUGGUGUUCAUGCCAUGUAAUGUGCUGACCUAACUAGAACAAAUCUUGUUUCUACCCCUAAUCCCCAGGGUCUGUUUUACUCAGUAGUGCAUCCCACUCUAAAAACUCCUUCCAGCUCUUCCCCAAAGGCCUUUUCAUGCGAAUGUACUCACAUUAUUUGUAUAUUUCUACAAGCUUGAGUAAAAGCUGACUCAGAUUUUCAUGCAAUAGGACAGAGUUAAGCAACCUACAAAAUUGUGCCAUGCCUAAGAUGACCCAUGGGUCACGUGGUUCAGUUCAUUAUUUAUUCAACAAAUAUUUAUUGAACCACUUGGUUUUGUGUUGUUAUUAUUUUUUUUUCUUCUUUUUAGAGAUGGGGCCUCUCUCUGUCACCCAGGCUGCAGUGUUCUGUUUUGGACACACAUUCAUUCAUUGAGUUACACCUUUGAGUUAUAUCAUAGUUAUUGUUACCAGCCUCUUCCUAAAGAUGUGAGAAACUGAGAGUUAUUGAGGAACUUGACCAAGCCCUAAAACUAGAACAUGCCGAGAGCAGGUUUAAACCAGGUCUCUCUUCUGGGUCUGCUGAGUAGACCCUGAGAAGAAAGGCUUGGGGAAACAAUCAACGUCUACCAAGUAAACCCAAUGUUUAAGUUGCUCUAUCUGUGUCAUAAAAGCCACUGCUAUAAUUUACUUGGUUAAUUGCAUCUUUUUUUUUCUUUUACAUUUGUUUUGUUCAUUUUUCUUUGGACAGGGUUACUUUACACUGAUGCCCAGCAUACAUGUUUCUGGACGCUAACAGAACUUUUCUGUACCUUCGUACUCUGCUUUUCCUAAAUUCUUCAAUAGAAUCUAAGUACUAUCUUCACCAGCUCAGCUCUGAAUAAAGAACAUGUGUUGGAAAUGCACAGCCACACAGCCCCAUUCCACACUGGCCUGCAGCACACCUUCCCUCUGUCUUUCAGUUGGUUAAUAUCUCUGGAAAAAAUAUUGCAAGUACUAUCAUAGUAUAGAAUUUUUUAUUUUGACUUUCUUUUUAGCAAACAUGUUCAUUUCCUGUAUUUUUUCAUUAAGCUCCUGUGAACAAUGUGAUUUUCCUUUUAAGUCUUUCACACUUUGGGGAAAUGUCACAUUCACCCAUGUCAUGAUUCAUAUCAGAUAGUUUCUUAUUCCAAGAUAACACAGAUUCUAACGCUUAUCCACACCUUGAAACCACAUAUUUUAUCCCAGACCAUCUUGGUUCACAGGCCUGGAUUUGUCAUUACCGUGGCAAGUUACCUAAGCCCUCUGUUCUCAUUUCCUCCUCUGUGAGUAUAGGUGGUUAACAGUAGGGACCUCAGCGGAUGGCCGCGGGCGUGAGCCAGGCCACGUGAGACCUGUGCUGCUAACCUGUGGUAACUCUUGCCCUCACAUGCUGUUACACAGGGUGGCGCUAGGAAGAAAUCUUUAUCUUUGUUCAGCAAUCCCUGGAGCAACUUUGGUGCCUUAAAAGAUGGCAGGUGUCUCAAUUACCCAGUUAGUUCCAUAAACAGGACCUGGGUGACAGGAUGGAGCUCAGCCUGUCAGUUCAAAGUGAAGCAGAUACCACACAAGCUCUGGAGGCAGCCACGACCAGUGUCUCUGCUUUCUGUGCCAGAGAGGCCUGAGCUGUCACUUAAGGUGGGUGUGUCACAUAAAGGGCAGUCAUAUCCCAAUCCCCUCUCAAGCAAUCUGAAUGAAUUACAGACAUGACAGAUGGGUGUCAAGAACUAGAAGUCCACUUGCAGCCAGUAAUAUGUCUGUUUAACAUAGACACCUUUUGGGGAAUAUUCUCAGACAGUCCUCAUGCCGUUUAUG
Nycticebus coucang (slow loris) is the source of this 6315-nucleotide messenger RNA. RefSeq names its product DAZ interacting zinc finger protein 1 (gene DZIP1). Gene Ontology annotation, biological process: cilium assembly. Bases 834 to 3332 code for a protein of 832 amino acids. NCBI's taxonomy places the organism in Eukaryota, Metazoa, Chordata, Mammalia, Primates, Lorisidae. The record is from RefSeq and is a predicted model, not a curated record. The transcript has 23 exons. Gene Ontology annotation, cellular component: ciliary basal body; cytoplasm.